Abrus precatorius (Indian licorice) is the source of this 650-nucleotide messenger RNA. RefSeq names its product 60S ribosomal protein L12. Lineage: Eukaryota; Viridiplantae; Streptophyta; Magnoliopsida; Fabales; Fabaceae. Gene Ontology annotation, biological process: translation. The record is from RefSeq and is a predicted model, not a curated record. Gene Ontology annotation, molecular function: structural constituent of ribosome; large ribosomal subunit rRNA binding. Gene Ontology annotation, cellular component: ribosome; cytosolic large ribosomal subunit. The transcript has a single exon. Bases 21 to 521 code for a protein of 166 amino acids.
AGUUGUUCUAUUCUGCGACAAUGCCGCCAAAGUUUGACCCCUCGCAGGUCGUCGACGUUUACGUCCGAGUCACCGGCGGCGAAGUGGGCGCGGCGAGUUCACUCGCUCCGAAGAUCGGUCCGCUCGGUCUAUCCCCAAAGAAGAUCGGAGAAGACAUUGCCAAGGAGACUGCGAAGGAUUGGAAGGGCUUGAGAGUAACGGUGAAGCUGACGGUGCAGAACCGUCAGGCUAAGGUGACGGUGGUUCCGUCUGCGGCAGCCCUGGUGAUCAAGGCCUUGAAGGAGCCAGAACGGGACCGUAAGAAGACGAAGAACAUCAAGCACAGUGGCAACAUAUCCCUCGAUGACGUGAUCGAGAUCGCUAAGGUUAUGAGGCAUAGGUCGAUGGCUAAGGACCUUAGUGGCACUGUGAAGGAAAUCCUUGGUACCUGCGUGUCUGUUGGUUGCACAGUUGACGGAAAGGAUCCUAAGGACUUGCAACAGGAGAUCACUGACGGAGACGUUGAAAUUCCUCACGAUUGAGGAGGUCUUCUUCUGUUUUGCCUAUUUUUUCUUCUGUUUUAUUAGUGUUUUUUUUUAAAUUUGUCUACAUUUCUACAUGAAUUUUGGAAACUAUUGGAAGUUUUGCAAAUUUUCGUUUAAUAUUUUGAG